This is a messenger RNA of Tachyglossus aculeatus (Australian echidna), 3673 nucleotides long. RefSeq names its product nuclear factor, erythroid 2 like 3 (gene NFE2L3). Gene Ontology annotation, biological process: regulation of transcription by RNA polymerase II. NCBI's taxonomy places the organism in Eukaryota, Metazoa, Chordata, Mammalia, Monotremata, Tachyglossidae. Bases 1 to 1824 code for a protein of 607 amino acids. Gene Ontology annotation, cellular component: nucleus. The record is from RefSeq and is a predicted model, not a curated record. Gene Ontology annotation, molecular function: DNA-binding transcription factor activity, RNA polymerase II-specific; RNA polymerase II cis-regulatory region sequence-specific DNA binding. The transcript is spliced from 8 exons.
AUGCCUCUCGCCAAAGACCUCCUGCAUCCCUCUCCCGAGGAGGAGAAGCGGAAACACAAGAAGAAGCGGCUGGUACAGAGCCGCAACUCCUACUUCAUGGACGUCAAGUGUCCAGCAAGCUACUUCGUGUAUUACAAGUCUUUUGAACUGUACCAGAGUUUUGCCUAUUGGUUGUGCCAACUUCUCAUGAUGAAAGAAACGGCAUUCCAAGGCCAGUUCCAACUGGUGAGGUGGUCCGGAAGCAUUAGGGUGGAAGUCAAAGAGGGCGGCCACCACGCAAAAGUGUCCAGUUGCCACAAUCAGAAACAGCUCAUUGUAUUGGUCGGGUCAGUGGCCCAACCCAGGAUUAUCGCCGCUAACGUUCAUCUGAGCCCCUCACAAAAAUCCACCCAUCGAAAUGAGGCGGAUGGCCCUCUCUCUUUGGAAGAUGUGUUUCAGCUGUUCUCAUCACCAACAGAAAAUGCUCCAGAGGGCCUAAGCAGAACCUGUGAUUUUGCCCUGCAACCUACAACGGGGCCUAUACAGGGUAAUGCUGCGGGAGAGAUAUGGCCGGACUUCCUCUCAUUGCCUGAGCUACAGGGAAUCUCACUGGGGGAUGUCCAGACAGCAACCAGCGAGAGUAGAGGUGGGAAUUCUUUAUCCUGUUACAGUGUAAAUUUCACCCAGGCUAUAAGCCACGAUGUGAGUCUUCACGAGGCCAUGCUGCUGCGUUCAGACGCAUCCAGAAGAAAUUCCGGGUCAAGGAAUUGCCAGUCCCAGGAAACGUUUCUGCCGUUGAAUUCCAGCAGCACUAACUCCACCCAGUCCCCCUCCGGCUCCAACCUCACAGCCCUGUUUCCUUUCAUCGACACUUCCAUUCGAAAUGCGACGAGCCAAGAUCUCCUCUCGGGCCUCGACGACAACAUCUUCGACGAGAUCAAUUUGAUGUCUCUAGCCCUGGAGGAGGGUUUCAAUCCGCUGGCGGUUUCUCGGCUCUUUGAAGAACCCGACUCCGAUUCCGGCCUCUCUUUAAAUUCAAGCCGCAGCAGCGCCUCGGCGAGCAAUUCGGAUUCGUCUGCUUUGGCCGGCGACGGAGGAGGCGCCGUGGGCUACAGCAGUGACGUGGAAUCCCCUCAGCACGAUGGCUUGGAAGGAGCCGUAGGGGGUGAACUGCACCGCCUUGAAUAUCAUCCGAACGAUCCAGAGACCCCCGGGAAACCCGCAUUUAAGCAUGUUCUUCACAACCACACCUAUCACUUGCUGCCAAAUCCAGCCCUGUCCGCCCCCGAGUCACCGGACUCCUGGCCCGGGACGUCGCCCCAGGCGAGGGACCGAGACCUCGGUGGCGUGGAAAGAAGCCUGAGUCGGGACGAGCGACGGGCCAAAGCUCUCCGUAUCCCGUUCUCCGUGGACGAGAUCGUCAGCAUGCCGGUCGAGGCCUUCAACCACGUGUUGGCCAGGUACUACCUGACCGAUGCUCAAAUGUCCCUCAUCCGGGACAUCAGGCGGAGAGGGAAGAACAAGGUCGCCGCCCAAAACUGCCGCAAACGCAAACUCGACGUGAUCCUGAACCUGGAAGACGACGUCUACAACCUGAGGGCCCAGAAGGAGAGCUUGAAGAAGGAGAAGGCCCAGUGCGACAGGUCCAUCAGCGCCCUGAAGAAGAAACUGAACGACCUGUCUCGGACCAUAUUCAGUCGGCUCCGAGACGAGCAGGGCCGACCCGUGAACCCAAGCCGCUUUGCUCUGCACUGCGGCCGCGACGGGACCGUGGUGAUCGUUCCCAAGGAAUUGGCGGCGCCGGAUCAGAAAAAAGAAAACCAGAAAGGACGGAAGAAAAAGUGAGGUGGGAGGAAAGGCGAUGGUAUGACGGUGAGCUCUCGGAGAGGGGCGUGGGCGGAGGGAAGCGGAGGUCAACCGCCCCACCACCUACCUUCAGCCGGCGCUUAGAACAGUGCUUGGCACAUGGUAAGCGCUUAACAAAUACCAUCAUCGUUAACCUCCUGGCCAGUCCGGCUGGAUCUGGAUCGCACCCCUGCCCACCCUGCCCUGAGGCUGUUUAAUCCCAGAGUUUUGCUCACCAGAUGCGGUGUUCAUGGGUCGCUGUGCGGACUAAGGGCUGACCCUGGGGCCAGUGCGGAAAAGCACACCUGGGUUAAAAUGACAGCCAGUCCACACGAAGACACACCACAGUAUUUAGUGCAACCUCUCUGCCCUUCACUGAGACCAGAGUAGAUUCCUGUCCCCUCGCACCCCAUCUCCCCACCCAAAGUCGGGCUGCUUAGAAUCGAAUGGGCCGAGGGUGGGACCGUGUGGAAUCACUGUACUGCCCUGCCUUUCCGACAUAGGAGCCAUCUCCUGGGGAGAAACGAUCACUUUAAAGCAAAAAAAAAGAAAAGAAAAGUCUUAUCAAAGAGAUUUCUUUUGACCAUCCUCGCCCGAGGCUUUUAAAUACGAAGUGACCUUAAACUUUGAGUCUGUUAGCACUGGAAGACCUUUUAGAGUAGAAUUAAAACCGUUAGCCUUGAAAAAGAACUAGCUUUAGUUCAAUUUUUGUGAAUACUUAAAUUAUGUUUUCUUUUCAAUGGAAGUUAUGCAUUUGUAGAAGACAACUUUUCAUCUCUUUUCUGAAGAAGUCCUGGUGGCUAUUCAGACACUCGGUUUAUAUAUUUAUAAAAACAAGUUAAGCAAACAGGGAUUGCUGAUUGAUUUUAGAGUAUGUGUUUUUUGUGACUUCCACGAAAUCCUCCGUUGAAAAGAUCAUGUCUCUAUAGAUCUGCAAUAUGCUUUCUCCAUGUGGCUUUUUUUGACCCUGUUUCUUUGUAAAAGAAAGAAUAAUAACUGUCAAGAUAGAGUGUGUGUGUGUAUGUGUGUGUGAGAGAGAGGGUGUGCACAUAGAGGCUUUCCUUUUUUUAAAAGCUUUUUUUAAGCACUUUGAAUUUUAAGUUGUAAAAUUCAAACUCUUUACUUAAGAAUUACCCAGCUGAAGAGAUGACGUUGACACUUGCCUUAUCCUCGAAAUGGGGACUAGAUUCAUUCAGUAGCUGACUUAGCUUUGUUGUGGCUUUAUCAGCAGCAGGAAUACAAAGCCAUCACCACUUUGUCGCUGACAUUUUGAAAAAAGUGCCUGUUCUCUCAAACGGCUUUACCUGAAAGUCUUUUGAAGCAGUGAGUGAUGGAAGAAGCAUAUUUAAUAGUGAAAAGGGUUGAGAUUGGGGGAGUUGAAAGCUUUGUUGUCCUUUGAGAGCAUGUCAUGUGGACCUACUCAUGUGCCGACACAUCCAAAGCAAAUUUUUCAGAACAGUUCAACUUCAUGUAGUGGCAAGGCAUCUGGGAUAACAGCUGUUCUAAAACAUACCAAAGCCAUGUAAGUUGGAUUGCAUUCCAUCAUAUAUAAAGAGAAUUCUGGGACUCAUUCAUCCAGGAAACAUGGGCUGUACACAAGUAAUAAUGGCAUUGCUCCCCAGGAGUUUCCAGCUGCAUGCCUGCCCAGAUUUCCUGUCCUGUGAGAAAUUGAAAGCAGUACGCUCCUCACAACACGAAACUCACCUUGAUCGUGGCCAUCAUCUACCAAAAGUGACUCUGGGAUCUUGGCUUUUAAUAAUGGUUGUUCUCCGUUGUGCUGGUGGGGUGUGUGUUUGUGUGGUUUUGUGGGGGUUUUUUGUUUUUUACAAUAAAAUUGUUUCCACUGUAA